Prinia subflava (tawny-flanked prinia) is the source of this 822-nucleotide messenger RNA. It is a transcript of the gene TXNL4B, whose product is annotated as thioredoxin like 4B. Gene Ontology annotation, cellular component: U4/U6 x U5 tri-snRNP complex; spliceosomal complex; U5 snRNP. Gene Ontology annotation, biological process: mRNA splicing, via spliceosome. NCBI's taxonomy places the organism in Eukaryota, Metazoa, Chordata, Aves, Passeriformes, Cisticolidae. The record is from RefSeq and is a predicted model, not a curated record. Bases 175 to 624 code for a protein of 149 amino acids. The transcript is spliced from 4 exons.
GUGCGCGCCGCCAGCGUUCCGGCCGUGCGCGCCGCCAGCGUUCCGGCUGUGUGCGCCGCCACGGCGGGGCCUGCGGCGGGCGGACAUCCGAGCUCCUCCGUAUUCCACUCCCGGGGCGCCCCGGGCACUGAGGGGCUGCCGCUAGGAAUUUGGUGGGGACCGUGAUCUGUCGCGAUGAGUUUUCUGCUGCCGAAGCUGACCUGUAAGAGUGAAGUGGAUCAGGCAAUAAAAAGCGUGGCUGAGAAGGUUUUGGUCCUCCGUUUUGGAAGAGAUAAUGAUGCUGUUUGUCUGCAGCUCGAUGAUAUUCUUGCAAAAACAGCUCAUGACCUAAGUAAGAUGGCAGUCAUUUACCUGGUGGAUGUGAACAGUGUCCCAGUGUACACCCAGUAUUUUGACAUCAGCUAUAUCCCGUCUACUGUAUUUUUCUUCAAUGGACAACACAUGAAGGUUGAUUAUGGGUCUCCAGAUCACACCAAAUUUGUAGGAAGCUUCAAAACAAAGCAAGACUUUAUAGAUCUGAUUGAAGUGAUCUACCGCGGAGCAAUGCGGGGAAAGCUCAUUGUGAGAAGUCCUAUUGAUCCCAAGAACAUUCCUAAAUAUGACCUUCUCUACCAAGGAAUUUAAUGGGUUGACCUGAGAUAAGAAGUACACAAAUGGGUGAUGUUGUAGAUCCCUUUUUCCUUUGAACACUUUUGGCCUCCUCUGACACUGUGGGACAGUUUGAGCAUUUAUCCUGAAGGAUCAUAUUGGUCUCCUUCUGAAGACAGAUAUUCUGUCGCCUCAUGCUUCUCUCGUAAAUAAAGCUCCAUGUUCAUGCACAGA